AUGGCAGAAAUAAAUGAAUCAGAAGAAGAUAGGCUAGAAGAAAGUUUGCUAGAAGAAAGUAGAUUAGAAGAAAGUGAGAUGAGAGAAAGUGGACCAGAAAAUGAACUUCAAGAUGAGGCUUCUGAGGAUAAUGAUGUUGUUAUGCUAAUUAAUGAUUUGCCAAUUGAAAAUACACCAGAAGCCCAAGAAUUAAUAAACAAUAUUAAGGAAUAUGCUGAUCUAAUUAACCAGCUAGUUGAAACUGAGGAUAUAUUAAUGGAUGAAGGUAUCAUUGAAAUGGUGAAUUACGAAUUCCGUGAUGAUGAUGAAACUGAUGACGAAAAAGAAGAAUUACCACCACCGCCUCCAAUAACCAAUACCGAAGCUGUUGAUGCAUUGGAAAAAGUAAUAAGAUAUCAGGAAAGCCUCGAUGUUGGAAAGGGUUUUAAUGAAAGUGGAUUAAUGAUGUUACAAAAAAAGCUUAAAGAAUGGCGUUACGAAAAAGAACAAAAUAAGAAGCAAGCUUCAAUCUUAUCUUUUUUCAAUAUUAUUGAUUAA
Molecule: messenger RNA, 537 nt
Organism: Dentiscutata erythropus
Lineage: Eukaryota; Fungi; Glomeromycota; Glomeromycetes; Diversisporales; Gigasporaceae
Source: the annotation of a GenBank genome assembly